UUGUCCGCAUGACUUCAUUCUUAAGACUAUAAAUUCCGAGUAACCUUAAAAAAUUAUCAAAUACUUGUUAGAAAUAACAUUUUCAAUUAAGCUGCUCAAAACACUUUGGUUUGAAACACUUUUUCUUUCGAAAAGUAGAAACUAAAAAGUGGAAGCCUGUAACGUUUUGCAGCAACCUUAAACAUGAGCAAACUACUUAUUUUGGUGGCAAUAUUUGGAACUUUUUACAUAGAAGCCAACCCUCAAGAAAUCUAUUCGUUAGAAUCUAUCAACUAUCCACAGCAUAGAAUUGGCAUCAGAAGUGAUUCAACAGCAGCUAUAACUUUAUAUGAUACUGAGGAAUUUCGUAUUGUUCAAGCACUUAACGGACGAGCCGAUGCAAUUUCUCUUCAGUCAGUUAAAGAAAACAAUAAAUACCUUCGCCAUCAAAAUUAUAUUCUCAAAUUGCACUCUGUUGAUUUUAAUUCUGAACUAUAUAAAAACGAUGCUUCUUUCAUCAUUCGUGAAAAUAAAUAUUACCCACGCUAUAUUUCCUUUGAAUCAACAAACUACCCAGGUUAUUUUUUAAGACAUCAAGGUUAUAUCGUAAAAUUGCACCGAGAAGAGUCAAAUGUUGAGCUUUAUCGAAAAGAUGCAAGUUUUAGACUUGUUCAGCUGGGAGUUUCGCUCAUUGGAACACGAUACUCGUUCCGAUCCAACAAUUAUCCAUUGUAUUGCAUAGGCAUAAGAGAAGAUGAUACUGCAGCUAUUCUUUUAAAUAACUGGCAUGAGUUUAAAAUUGUUAAAGCACUUAACGGAAGAACCGACUCUGUUUCUCUUCAAUCUACACAACAAAACGACAAGUACCUACGUCAUCAAGAUUAUAUUCUUAAGCUACAUUCUGUUGAUCUUUAUUCUGAGCUCUAUAAGAACGAUGCUUCAUUUAUUAUUCGUCAAAACUAUUAUUACCCAGGUUACAUUUCGUUUGAGUCCACAAACUACCCUGGUUAUUUUCUUAGACACCAAGGCUAUACUGUGAAGUUGCAUGCAGAAGAACCUUUUGUUGAGCUUUACAGAAGAGAUGCAAGUUUUAAAUUAAAUACUUUUGUGUAAAUGUUUUAUUGUUCUUUUCUUAUGGAUGAGGGUAAAGUUUUGUUUACAUGUUAUGUACACGGAUCAGUAAAUUUACAAAGUUUUAUAUAAUGUCAGAAACUUGAAAUUUAUGAUUUAGAAAACAUCGCAUUUUAUAUUUCUUA
Messenger RNA from Hydra vulgaris (swiftwater hydra), 1235 nucleotides. RefSeq lists its product as uncharacterized. Gene Ontology annotation, molecular function: alpha-L-arabinofuranosidase activity. The record is from RefSeq and is a predicted model, not a curated record. NCBI's taxonomy places the organism in Eukaryota, Metazoa, Cnidaria, Hydrozoa, Anthoathecata, Hydridae. Gene Ontology annotation, biological process: L-arabinose metabolic process.